AUGAGACAUAUCGAAGCGAGAAACGUUCAGCGCUUACUCUGCUUUAGGGCCCGUAGUUGUUGGACUUGUCGUUCCCUCGGGGCUGACACUGAACCAGUCCAGUGCACUACCAUUGCUGUCGCUUGUUUGAAGCAAAUAACUGUGGCCACGAACGGCUUAGAGGAGUUUGAAGCGACUUUGGCGCUCUCGAGGAUCACCAGUGCAUCGUCAGAAUUGCGCGAAUUCGUUGCGGAGAAGAAAGCGUGGGAAACUGUGAGAGAACUAAUAUUCAACAAGGAUGAGCGUAUCAAAACUGUGGCGACUGAGGUGUGGUGUAACCUGUGCUCGACGAGGGAGAUUCAGAGUCGCUUUAUGGCUUCUACUGCUAGCGCUCAGGAGGAUCUGAAAAUCCUCACCGCUUUGAGUUUUGCGGAAUCUUUGAAGACUCGUAUUGCCGCUACUGGAGCCAUCGCGAACUUACUCGUGUCCGAUGACCAGGACGAGGAUUUCCCCAUAGUCCGUAUGGCCGUCCGCAACGAGAUGACGGUGGCUAUGAUAUCGCGAGUUGUUCUUGAUGAGCAUGAAGACAUUGGGGUCCGUUAUCGAGCUGCUACUGCUGCCCAAGCUAUCAUUGCAUCAGGUGUAGACGAUUCGUGUGAGACACUCACUGCAGUAUUGAGGGAAUAUAAGGUUGCUGAUGAGAAGGCGGACGAUGAUGCUGUUGCUAGAAGUAUGAAGGAGCUAAUUCACGAGACACUUGCACUCUUUGAUAGUUAG
Perkinsus marinus ATCC 50983 is the source of this 756-nucleotide messenger RNA. RefSeq lists its product as hypothetical. Lineage: Eukaryota; Perkinsozoa; Perkinsida; Perkinsidae. The transcript is spliced from 2 exons. Bases 1 to 756 code for a protein of 251 amino acids. The record is from RefSeq and is a predicted model, not a curated record.